CACCGUCGUCUCCCUUGCGCUCUAUCAGUCCAAAAGAUGGAAUACCCAUGACGUUCCGAGAUGUCCGGGUUGGGAUCGACAUCAACCCGAAGCACCAGCGGAGCCGACGCGGUGUUUGUGUGAGAUGACUUGCGUCGGGAAGCGUGUAGCUACUGUCAUCCCAACAACAAAUAAAGCGCAUGACGCUAAAAGAAGGAGGGGGGAAACAGUUGGCGGGCCGAUAGGGGGGCUGUCGUAUCGUAUCUUAUCCAGGGAAGGCAAGGUCGCGAGGGGUAAAAAAAGAUGGAGCCCUGGGAAAAGAUGUCCGAAACAGGCAAGGCGGUACUGGAUAGUGGCGGGUCCUAGCGUGUCUUACGGAGGAGCUUUGGCCUUCGUCGGAUUGGCAAUGCCCCUCGCUUCUAUCGGUCGGAGAACGGGUGGCGCGUAUGGUCUCUUGGUUGGAGAGUUUCGCUCAUGGGUGGAAAGAGACUCGAAAUAGAGGGAGAUCUCGCAUAGGGACUGCCAGGUUGACCGCGGAUUGAAAGGCUCGGGGCGAGCAGCAAAGGGGGGAAGGACGAGAAGAAAGAGGGGAGGAGGACGGAGAGGAGAAUGAUUUCUUUUGUGCGUGCGGGGUUGGUCGGGACUCCUCUUCCCUGUCUCUCUUUC
This is a messenger RNA of Aspergillus eucalypticola CBS 122712, 645 nucleotides long. RefSeq lists its product as uncharacterized. The transcript has a single exon. Bases 125 to 478 code for a protein of 117 amino acids. Lineage: Eukaryota; Fungi; Ascomycota; Eurotiomycetes; Eurotiales; Aspergillaceae. The record is from RefSeq and is a predicted model, not a curated record.